Molecule: messenger RNA, 742 nt
Organism: Protobothrops mucrosquamatus (brown spotted pit viper)
Lineage: Eukaryota; Metazoa; Chordata; Lepidosauria; Squamata; Viperidae
Gene: SDHC
Product: succinate dehydrogenase complex subunit C
Exons: 6
Coding region: 12-521 (169 amino acids)
Biological process (GO): mitochondrial electron transport, succinate to ubiquinone; tricarboxylic acid cycle
Cellular component (GO): membrane
Molecular function (GO): electron transfer activity; succinate dehydrogenase activity
Source: RefSeq, a predicted model, not a curated record
UCCCGGCCAAGAUGGCGGCCUCCGUCUUGAGGUUAGCAAGCCGGCGCUGCCUCUGCCUACGCCUCAGCCCGGGGUCCUCCAUGCCACAUGUGGUCCCCAUGGGGACGACGGCGAAGGAAGAAAUGGCUAAGUUUUGGGAGAAGAACACCAAAUCUCAGCGGCCCUUGUCCCCGCAUAUCAGCAUUUACGAGUGGACCCUGCCGAUGUCAAUGUCCAUCAUUCACCGCGGGACCGGUGUGGGAAUGAGUUUCGGUGUAUCGCUCUUCGCCUUAAGUGCCUUGGCUCUUCCUGGACACUUUUCCGACUACCUGGACCUGAUCAAGUCACUCAGCCUGGCGCCCGCUCUGAUCUAUUCAGCCAAGUUCGCUUUGUCCCUACCUGUCACCUACCACACCUGGAACGGGAUUCGGCAUCUGGCCUGGGACCUGGGCGUAGGUUUCAAGAUACCCCAGUUGUACCAGUCUGGAGCUCUAGUCCUCGUCCUGACGGUUCUCUCUUCCCUUGGGAUCGCAGCCAUGUGAAGAGGACAAGAGGCACACCUCCCUGCUUGCUCCCCAACUUUCUAACUUUUGCGCCCUUCUGCACCCACAAAGUUGGCUCCGUCGGGACUUCCGCCCCGCUUGUUCACUAGGAAAAUAACAGGUGAGGUGCAGAAGGGCUGAAAUCAACAAAAUUCACAUUAUUACAUGUUGUAAUCACAAAAGGAUCCCUCCUUGUAGGGAUUUCUCUCCUUUUAUUAUUA